GCCAUUCGCCCGAAGUUAGGUUAGGUUCCCCUCCACCCGUCCGUCCCCCUCCCCCUCACCCGUAAGCUCUCGCUCUUUCCUUCUCGUCGGGAAAAUUCUGGACUUGACGCCAGUGUGCUGCCGAGGCUGAGGAAAUCAUCUGUGAUUCAGUAAACUGCUGAGUCAAGAUGGUGAAAGAAACCCGAUUCUAUGACGUGUUGGGUGUCAAGCCUCAGGCAACCACUGAGGAAAUCAAGAAAGCCUACAAAAAAUUAGCGUUGAAGUAUCACCCUGACAAAAACCCUGAUGAAGGCCACAAGUUCAAGGAAAUAGUCUCAGCGUAUGAAGUCUUAUCAGAUCCAGAGAAGCGUAAGACCUAUGACAGGUUUGGUGAACAAGCCAUCAAGGAGGGAGGUUCAAAUGGCGGAGGCUUUGGUGCACCUCAUGACAUGUUUGACAUGUUCUUCCGAGGGGCCGGCUUCUUUGGAGGUGGUGGUGGUUCCCGAAGUGAGCAUGCUCGACAGGCCAACAAUGUUGUGCACCAGCUUGCUGUAACCUUGGAAGAGUUAUACAAGGGAAGCACACGCAAACUUGCUUUGCAAAAGAACGUUGUGUGUACAAAAUGUGACGGAAAGGGUGGCAAGAAAGUGGAGACCUGUCCCAACUGCAAGGGUGUUGGUGUCCAAAUCCAAGUGCAGCAGCUGGGUCCCAACAUUGUGCAACAUGUGCAGAGCGCGUGUGGUGAAUGCCGUGGGCAGGGUGAACGAAUUAGCCCGAAGGACCGUUGCAAGCAUUGUAACGGCAAAAAGACCGUUCCAGAGAGGAAAAUCAUUGAAGUACACAUUGACAAGGGUAUGCAGGAUUCACAGAAAAUCACAUUUUCCGGUGAGGGUGACCAAGAUCCUGGUGUGGAACCUGGUGAUAUGAUCAUAGUCUUAGAUGAAAAGGAACACGAAGUAUUUAAGCGGUCUGGAAAUAAUCUCAUUAUGAGAAUGCAUUUGGAACUUGUUGAGGCGCUGUGUGGUUUCCAGAAGGUGAUCAAGACCCUCGAUGACAGAGAUCUUGUCAUUACCUCUCUCCCUGGUGAGGUUAUCAAGAGUGGUGACGUUAAGUUUGUUCAAAAUGAGGGUAUGCCUCAAUACAAAAAUCCUUUCGAAAAGGGCCGGCUGAUCAUUCAGUUCUUGGUGAAUUUCCCUACUUCAAUUGAUCCUGCGAUCAUUCCCCAAUUGGAACUAUGCCUUCCUCCCAGAGAGGAGAUCAUGAUCCCUGACACAGCGGAAGAAGUCAUGCUGGUGGAUAUGGACCCCAAUCAACAACGCCGUGAAUCCCGCAAGCAAUACAGUGACUUUGAUGAAAAUUGCGGUAACAGAGUACAAUGUGCACCACAUUAACUCAAGUGAUUUUUCUUAAUUUAUUUACCAAAUUUCACUUACUUUGAGCUUUCCUGUAACACUGAUCUAGAUUUACUAUUGCAUAGGACUCUUUAGGUCAGGAUUGUAGGCUUAUUUUCUCAACCAGUAUAAUAAAUGGAGACUACCAUUCCAAAGUAUGAAAAAAUGUGUUUACUUUAAGGCUAGCUUCAUUUAAUUUUAGCGUCUUCUACAGAAUGUUCUUGUACUUUAAGUACUAAUUCAAAUCAUCCCAUUUUGUACCAAGUUUAAUAGCAAUUGCCAACAGAACAUCUCUGUAAUAAAGUGGAGUAUUGUGUGCAGGUAA
Thrips palmi is the source of this 1695-nucleotide messenger RNA. RefSeq names its product dnaJ homolog subfamily A member 1 (gene Droj2). The record is from RefSeq and is a predicted model, not a curated record. Gene Ontology annotation, cellular component: cytoplasm; cytosol. Gene Ontology annotation, molecular function: ATP binding; Hsp70 protein binding. NCBI's taxonomy places the organism in Eukaryota, Metazoa, Arthropoda, Insecta, Thysanoptera, Thripidae. Gene Ontology annotation, biological process: protein refolding; response to heat. The transcript is spliced from 8 exons. The coding region runs from base 168 to 1370 and encodes 400 amino acids.